Molecule: messenger RNA, 1967 nt
Organism: Homalodisca vitripennis (glassy-winged sharpshooter)
Lineage: Eukaryota; Metazoa; Arthropoda; Insecta; Hemiptera; Cicadellidae
Exons: 4
Coding region: 138-1832 (564 amino acids)
Source: RefSeq, a predicted model, not a curated record
AAGAUGAUAAAAUUUAAAUUAUAAUAAAACAAUUGUUUUAACCUAGCACUUUACAUUUACAUCAGAUAAACAAAGCAUGUAAAAUUUCAAAAUUUUAGUGAAUUAAUUAUUCUUCACACUAUCACACAGUAUAUAACAUGGAGACAAGCAGAUCACUCCACAAACUAUUCAAACUUUCAUUUCCUAAACUAUUGCAACAGACAAACCUUAGCAUUCAAACAUCUAAUGAUAGCCAAAGAUCUUUCUCUCAACUUUCAAAGCUGCAUUCCUUCACAUUUCCUUAUGAAUUUUCCACAAGAAACAAAAAACACUGUAACUGCAAGUGUAAUCAAAUGCUUUCAGCAAAUUCUAUUUCAAGUUAUACCCAAAGAAUUCUUUUUCCAUCUGUAAAUCCAGACAUUUUGUUUAUGAGGAAUGUAAACCGGCCCCCUUUAUUGUUGAAAAAGGUGCUCUUAAAAGUGAACAAUGUGAAAUCACACAACUUUAGUACAACAACAAACAACCGAUUUUGGAAUAAGCUGAUACCAUUUGAAAGUCAAGCUCACAUGCCAUCUAAACUGUUUGCACAUAAGGCUGAGAUGGAGCAGCCUGCUACUGAAGGGGUUGGUUGGGCUGGCCAGCCAAUCGUCAAGAGAGUCCAUUCCAUAUUACCUGAGGUAUAUGGUGACGUGUCAGACAUCUUCCAGCCAGUGAAGGAGUUGGAAAAUCCUAAAGAAGGGUGUAAAAGCCGUCAGGUGUCCACACUGACUGAAACAUCUAAAGAUAAUCCAACACAGUUUGAAUGCUUAGAGGAACUAUCUGCUGACUGCACCAAAAAUGAAGUGGCUGAAAAUGUUUAUGAAAAAUCUCAGAAAAACGUGGCAUACACUAUGAAUCCAGUUGUACCAGAAGAUGUCAAGAGUCAUGUUAGAAGUCAUGAUACAAUAUCUUUUAUAAAUGACAGUGUUAAAGAGAAAUUAACUGAUAAAGUGUUGUCUAAAGAGAUGACUAAUGAAGAAAGUGUACAUGUCAUCAGUAAACAUGGAGAAAAUGAAUCAAAGCAGAAAAAUAUAUUUAUAAGAGGUAUUAAGAAAGAAGGAGUAAAAAUUAGAAGUGGAAGUGGAUUUUCAAAAACUGGGGUUGUUUUAAAAACACCUAAAAAGAAAAUGCGAAAGAAGACUAAAGUUUGCUCUUCAAGGACAGGAUCUGCACUGACUGUCAACAAAAAAAGAGGUGCUAAAAAGAAGAGAGAAGCAAAAGUUUUUAGAGUAAAUAAAAAAAAUAAAUAUCCAACUCAACUUGUUUUAAAUCAACGUACCUAUACACAACCAUUCCAGAAAAAUGUUUUAUUCGUGGAAAACAGACAGUUAAAAACGGACACAAGUUCUAGAUAUCCUGUUAGGCAAAGAACAGAAAUUUGUGGAGAAGCAACUACAGAUGUAACAAAGAAACUGAAUGAAUGGAAACCAGAAAUGUGUUUGGUAAAAAAAACAGUCAAAACUAGACGAAGAACCCUUGUUUGUGCUUCUAAAAUUGCAAGAGAUAAGAAAAAACGUAACUUGCCUAAGUGUGUAAAGCCAGAAAAAAAGGUGCCUCCCAAAGUAUUAAUCUGUCCACCAAAAUUGGAAGAUGAGUUAGCGGCACAAGGUGAAAAAUGUCAGAAACAGGAAGAAGUCAAAAUCAGAAAAAGAACUCAGGUUUGCAAACCAGUGAUCAUAUUUGGUAAAGAAAAAACCGAAAUCAAAGUCGAAAAAGUCAUUCGUGAGAAAAAAGUAAGAAAAAUAAGAUCUAGACACACUACUAUAUGCCUACCAACAGAUAAAAGUAAAAAAAAGAAAAUGUCAAUGAAUUGAUGACACUAAUUUGAGAAAGUUUAGCUUAUUAGUUAUAUACCUAUGUUUUUGUGGUCCUUCAUGAUUAAUAUUACCACUGUAUCUUUUUCCAAUUCAUGUGUGUGAGGAACAAUAAAAGUCUUUUCAUAGAGCAUU